AUGGGAUCAAGUAAUCUUCCAAGGUUCAGGUCUGAUCUCAACUUUACAAAUUCUGAAGAUCGUCUUUUCCUCCGGGAAUCAUUCGAAACUGUAGUCAGUUCCUUGUCACCUACUGCAGAUGACAUCUGUAUAGAAGAGAGAGACAGUGAGCUUCAGGAAGAUGCAUGGAAUGAGAACAAUUUGGAGAAUUAUAAUGAGGAAAACAUAGAACAAUUGCAGAAUAAUAGCCAAGAAAUAGAAUACGAAAACCUUUAUAUAUCUGAUGAGGUAAGGAAUCAAAUCAAUGAAAAGAGUAAAAAGGCUUCAGAAGCCCUAGCUAAAGUUGAACUUCAGAAAGCAAUUGAUCUGUUCUCUGAAGCUAUUGAGUUUAACCCAAAUAUUUCCAGUUCUUACAUCAACCGUGCCAAUGUCUAUUUGCAACUGCAAAAACCAAAUGCUGCUAUUAAAGACUGCAACAUGGCCAUUGAACUGAAUCCCAAAUCAUCAGAAUCAUUAAAAUUGAGAGGAAAAGCAUUCAAGGAAUUAGGCUGUUUAAAAAAAGCAGCCUGUGAUUUUGCUUUAGCUUCUAAGUUAGAAUAUGACAAAGAGGCCGAUUUAGCACUAAAGCAAUUAAAAUCAGGAUUUCAAAGAAUUUCUGAAAGGCAAGCAAAGUGCAUCCUUACAUAUAAGGAAUCUCAGAUACUGGAGAAGAUUAAGAAAGCACAGUUAAUUUUAGAGAAUCAAAAACAAGACCAGACAGAAGAAGGUAUUAGCAUAGAACUGGAGAAUAAAGUAGUAAGGAAUAAAGAAGAAAAAAUGAAGCUAGACCAUAAUAAAGGCUCCCAAGAAAUAAUAGACGAAAAUGUGGAGACAGAUGAGAAAUGGAAGCAGACCAAUGAAAACAAGAAAGCAGCUUUGGAUGCAAUGGAGAAAGGUGAAUAUCAAAAAGCAGCUGAAUUAUUCACCAAAGCCAUCAAACUAAACCCCCAUUUUACUAACUUGUAUGUUUGCCGAGCCAGUGCUUUUCUGAAACUUCAUAUGCCAAUUGCUGCUGUAAAGGAUUGUAACAGUGCCAUAAAAUUAAAUCCUAACAUGGCCUUACCAUACAAGUACCGUGGAGAGGCAUUUUGCAUGUUGGGUUAUUGGCAGGAGGCUACUAAAGAUUUCUCUGUGUCCUGUCAACUAGAUUAUGAUGAAGGUACUUAUGCCAAGAUGAAAGAAAUACAAACAAAAGAUGAGAAAAUUAUGAAAUGGUGGGAAAAGCCAGAGGAAAGUAACCAGGGAGAAUUUAAAGAGAAGAUGAGCAAAAUGAAAGAAGCUUCUGGGAAAAUACAAGGAAAUAGUCCCCAAGAGAAAUCGGUUAUUCAUGAGUCUUGCAGACAAGAACUGGACCCAAGAACAUUUCACAUUUCUGAGGAAAAGACAAUUCUGCAUAAUUCCCAAAACUAUAAAUUAUUCCCUCUUUAUUGUUCAGAAAAUCAAAAUGAAAAUUAUCCCAUGUCUGCAGUACAAGAACAAGAUCAGUUUAUGGAUUAUGAAAAACAAGAGCACAUUGAAUUGCAUGAAAGAAGAGCUCAGAAAGGACAUAAGAGGAAGCAAAAAUAUGAAACUGAAUCAGAAAGUGAAGACAGUGAAUUGGAAAUUGAUACAGAAGAGGUUAUUGAGUCAGAUGAAGAUCUUCCUCAGGAGAUGGGAAAUGAAAACUUGAAAGUAACUGAUGAAAUGCGAAAACUAGCUAAUGAAAAGAAGAGGGAAGCUUUUGAUGCAGUCAAUAAAGGAGAACUUUUUAAAGCUUUAGAUUUGUUCACAGAAGCUAUUAAGCUCAAUCCACAUCUUACUAUCUUAUAUGCAAACCGAGCCAGGGUCUAUUUGAAGCUACAAAAACCAACUGCUGCAAUUAGGGACUGUGAUAAAGCCAUACAAAUAAAUCCUGACUCAGCCCAGCCUUACAAGUGGCGAGGAAAAGCACUGCAAAUACUUGGUUACUGGCAAAAGGCAGCUAAAGACCUUGCUUUGGCUUGUCAAUUAGAUUACGAUGAAGAAUCCUAUGCUUUGCUAAAAGAGGUACAACCAAAGGCCCAGAAAAUCGCCAGGCUCAGGAGAAAGCAGGAAGAGAAAGUUGAUGAAAAGAAGAAUAAGGCUCCUUUGAGUGAACUUCAAGAAACCUAUAAGAAGCAAGAAAGAUCUCAAAUGACAUCUGCAGAACUAGGAAGAAAUGACAAUGACAUUGUGGAGGAAUGGAGAGAAAAUUGGGGGGGAAACAUCAAAGAACAACAAAGAGCAAGGCAAAUAGUUCUGACAAAACAGAAGAGUAUGGCCCAAGACAAUAAAGGGAGAUGCUUUCAGGAAAGCAUAAUGAAACAAGAUAACUAUUUUGAGAAAGAGGAAGAAGAAAUAGAAGAAGAGGAAGAAGAGGAACAACAACAAGAAGAAAAAUUCCAAGAUAAUUUACUGAAAGAACAAGUGAACCUUAAACAGAAAGAAAUGAAACUCCAAGUCCAUCAAAAUGAGUUGGAGGAACAACUAAAAGCUCUUCAACAUGAAUUGGAUGAAAAGCUCAGAAGUUAUCAAGAAGAAAUUGAUGAAGAAGAAAGUACUUUGCAGAGUUUAUUAGAUGAGCAGGAAAAAUCACAGCAAAAGGCACUCUGUGAACAAGAACAAGCUUUUAAAAUAAUCCUGGAAGAACAAGAAAAAAUACAGAAGGCAACCUUGAGGGAACUGUCCAGAGCUCAACAACAGGCUUUAGAUGAGCUUGAAAAAGCCACAAAGAAAGCCCUGGAAGAACAAGAGAGAGUUCAGCAGCAAGCUCUUGAAGAACAGGAAAGAGCACAGGAGGCCCUGGAUGCUCUGGAAAGAGCACAUAAAAAGGCUCUGGAGGAACAAAAAAAAGUCCUUAUAGCUGCAAUGGAAGAACAGGAAUAUGCUCAAAGAAAGUCACAGGAACAAAAAAGGAUGGCUGAGGCAGCUUUAGAAAAACUUGCAGAAGCUCAAAGAAAGGUUCAAAAACAGCAGGAAAGAGCUGAGAGGCAAGCAAAAGAAGAAAGUGAGAAAGCACAAAGAGCUUUAGAAGAAUUAGAGAUUGCUCAGAAAAAGGCUUUGGAAGAUCAAGAAAAAGCUCAGAAAACUCUGGAAGCUGUAGAAAGAGCCCACAAACAGGUUUUAGAGGAACAAAGAAAGAUUCAAAUGGCUGCUGUGGAAGAACAACAGCAAGCAAAAGAAAAUUACCUAGAAGAAAAAAAGAUGGCUGAAGUCACCAUGAAACGACUUUUAAAGAUGCAAAAAGAAUUUCAGGAAGGACAGGAAAGUUCAGAAAAGAAAGCAGUAAAAGAGAGAGAGAGAAGUCAGAAAGCCAUAGAAGAAUUGGAUAUUGCUAAAAAAGUAGCCUUAGAAGAACAAGCAAGAGCUCAAAAAGCUCUAGAAGCUUUACAAAAAUCUCAUAUGUGGGCAUUAGGCCAACAGAAGAAAGGACAGGAAAAUAUUCUAAAAGAAAAAAGGAAGAUGGCUGAGGUAGCCCUGGAAGAACUUUUCAGGACUCAAAAAAAGAUCCAAGAAGAGCGAGAAGAUGCUGGAAAAAAAACCAUGAAAGAAAGAGAGAGCAUACAAAAGGCCCUCAAUGAAUUGGAAAUUGCUAAAAAGAAAUCACUGGAAGAACAGGAAAAAGCUCAGAAAGCUUUGGAAGAUGUAGAAAGAGCUCAUAAAAAAGCACUGGAGGAACAGAAGAAAGCUCAGAUGGCUGCCAUAGAAGAACAAGAAAAACUGAGGAAAAGGUCUGAAGAAGAAAAGAAGAUGGCUGAAGCUGCCCUAGAAGAAGUUUUCAAAAGUCAAAGGAAGUUUCAAGAAGAACAGCAAAAAGCUGAAAAAAAGGCAAUGGAAGAGAGAGAGAAAGCUCAGAAGAACUUAGAAGAAUUACAAACUAUUAAAAAAAAAGCCCUUGAGGAACAGAAACAAGCUCAGGAGUCUCUGAAAGAAGUAGAAAUAGCUCAUCAACAGGCUAUGGAGGAGCAGAAGAAGGCUCAUCUGGCAGCCAUGGAAGAACAGGAGCAAGGAUGCAAAAAAAUGCAAGAAGAAAAGGAAAGGAUGGAGGCAGCUCUGGAAGAGCUUUUAAGGACACAGCAGCACUUCCAAAAAGAGCAGGAAAUGGCUGAAGAGAAAGCAAUACAAGAAAAAAAGAUAGCUCAAAAGACCCUCAGAGAGUUAGAGAUUGCUCAAAAACAAGCUCUUGAAGAACAAAUAAGAGUUCAGAGAGCUUUGGAAAAUGUAGAAAAAGCUCAUCAACAGUCACUAGAAGAUCAGAAGAAAGCUCAGAUGGUUGCCAUUGAAGAAUAUGAUCAGGCACGGAAAAAUGCUGAAGAAGAAAAGAAGAGAGCUGAGGCAGCUUUAGAAAAACUUGCACAAGCUGAGAUAAAAAUGCAAGAGGAACAAAAAGAAGCUGAGAAGAAUGCAAUGGAAGAAAGAGAUAAACAGGAAAAGGCUGAGAAAAAAGCCCUAAAAGAAAAAGAGAGAGCAGAAAAGGCUCUCAAAGAGUUAGAAAUUGCUCAGAAGAAGGUCUUAGAGGAACAGAAGAAAACUCAGAUUGAACAGAAGAAAGCCAUCGAGGAACAGACAAAAGCUCAAAAAGCUCUGGAAGCUCUUGAAAAAGCUAAGAAAAAAAGCCUGGAAGAUCAGAUGAAAGCUAAAAUGGUUGCCCUCGAUGAACAGGACCAAGCACGGAAGAAAUCUCAAGAAGAUAAAAUGAUGGCCGAAGCUGCUUUGGAAAAUGUUUUAAGAGCUCAAAAAAAACUUCAAGAAGAGCAGGAAAAUGCUGGAAAAAAAAUUAUGGAAGAAAAAGAGAAUAUACAGAAGGGUCUCAAAGAAUUAGCAAUUGCUCAAAAGAAAGCACUCGAGGAACAGGAAAAAGCUCAGAGUGCUCUAGCAGCUAUAGAAAGAUGUCAUAAAAUGGCCCUGGAAGAUCAAAGAAGAACUCAGAUAGCAAUAAUAGAAGAACAAGAACAAAUACGGAAAAAAAUUCAGGAAGAAAAGAAGAUAGCUGAAGUGACCUUGGAUGAACUUCUAAAAACUCAGAUGAGGUUCCAAGAAGAGAAGAAAGCGGUUGAGAAAAAAAUAAUGGAAGAAAGAGAAAUAACUCAAAUUGCCCUAGCAGAGAUAAAAAUAGCUCAGAAAAUAGCUCAGGAGGAACAGGAAAGGGCUCAGAAAGUAUGGGAGGCUGCAGAAAGAGCCCAUAAAUGUGCUCUGAAUGAACAGAAUAAAGCUCAGUUAGCUAUUCAAGUACAAGAGCAAGCAUGGAAAAAAUCACAAGAAGAAAAGGAAAUGGCUGAGGAAAGACUACAAGAACUCCUAAGGACCCAGAAAACUUUCCAAGAGGAACAGGAGAAAGCAGAAAAGACAGCCAUAGAAGAAAGAGAGAGACUUCAAAGAAAUAUUCAGAAAUUAGAGGAAGUCCAGAAGAGAGCUCAGGAGGAACAGGAGAAGGCCCAGAGUUCUCAGCAGGCUCUAGAAAUUGCCCAUAAACAGGUAGAGGAACAGAAGAAGGCUCAUUUGGCUGUCAUGGUGGAACAGGAACAAGCACAGAAAAAAUCUCAGGAAGAAAAAAAAAUGGCUGAAGCAGCCCUAGAAAAUCUCUUGAAACAAGUACAAAAGGAACAAGAAACAGCUGAAAGAAAGGCAACAGAAGAAAGAGAAAAAGCUAAGACAUUGCUAAAAGAAUUAGACAUUGCUCAGAAGAAGGCCUUAGAAAAUAUAUUGACAGCUAAAAAGGAGAGUCUGGAAGAACAGAAAAGAGCUCAAAAUGCAUUGGAUAGUCUGGAAAGAACUCAUAAGCAGGCAUUAGAGGAACAAAAAAUUGCUCAAAGGAAAUCUCAGGAAGAAAGAAAGAUGGCCGAGGCUGCUUUGGAAGAAUUAUCAAGAGCUCAGAAAAAGAUCCAGGAAGAGCAGCAUUCAGCAGAACAGAAAGCAAUUAAAGAGAGAGAGAGAGCACAGAAAGAGUUAGAAGAAUUAGAGAAUACCCGGAAGAAGGCCCUGAAAGAACAGGAGAAAGCUCAAAGAACUCGGGAUGUUCUUGAAAGAGCUCAUAAGCAGGCACUGGAAGAACAGAAGAAAAAAGAAGAAAAAGUACAAAAAAAAUCUCAAGAAGAAAAGCAUUUGGCUGAAGCUGCCCUGGAAGAACUUAUAAGAACUCAGAGAAAAUUUCAAGAAGAACAAGAGAGGGCUGAAAGAAAAGCCAAGGAAGAAAGAGCAAAUGUGCAGAAGUCUCUAGAAGAAUUACAGGUUGCUCAAAAGAAAGCUCUAGAGGACUUGGCAAUAGCUCAAAAGUUGGCCAUGGAGGAAAAUGAAAGAACACAGCAGAGGGCAUUAGAAGAAAAAAGGACAAUACAUCUGGUUAUGAAAAAGCUGGAGAUAGCACAUGCUAAAGCUAUAGAGGAACAACAGAUAGCACAGAGGUUGGCCUUUGAAGAACAGCAGAGAACUAAGAAAAUGUUUAUUGAACUAGAAGAAUCACGAAGAAAAGCCCUGGAAGAUCAAGAAGAAGCAAAAAGGAGAGCUAUAUAUGAACAAGUAAGAGCUCAUCAUGCUAUAAAUGAAUUGGCCAAGAUUCAAAGGGAAGUUUUGGAAGAACAAGAGCGAGUUCAGAAAAUAGCUUUAGCAGAACAGCACAAGGCUGAGAUGAUGCUUAAGGAGCUGGAAGAAAGACAGAGAAAAGACCUGAAUGAUCAGCAGAGAACAUGGAUGAAAGACUUUGAUGAUCAAAACAAAGCUCAUUUUACUUUAGGGGAAUUUGCAAAGACUCAAAUUGUGGAACAGAAGAAUGUUCCUGAUAUUACAGCAGAUGAGCAGAAGGAAGGUCAUAAAGCUAGCGAUCUGGACAAAGCACAGAAUCAAAUAUUGGAAAUAACACAUAAUAAAUAUGCAGCACAAUUUUCAGAGUCUGUUCUAAAAACAAUGAAUGAAGAGGGUGCUGCAGUAUAUGGCGGUGAAUUUGAGGAAGCACAAAAGAAAGACUUGGUCAUAGUUGAUGGUAAAAAGUUCUAUAUGGAGCCAGGAAAAGUUCUUAGGGAUUUAGACAAGAAGGAAUACCAGCAAUCCCUUAGGAACAGAGGAAAUGACAAGAAUUCUCGAAGGCCACUCUCCAACUCUACCUUGGACUUUUUCCCAAACUGA
Molecule: messenger RNA, 7134 nt
Organism: Notechis scutatus (mainland tiger snake)
Lineage: Eukaryota; Metazoa; Chordata; Lepidosauria; Squamata; Elapidae
Molecular function (GO): Hsp70 protein binding
Source: RefSeq, a predicted model, not a curated record